CCUUCAUAAUUAUCGAACAACGUUUCCCUAAUUGUUUGUUCUUCGUCCUUAUCUUUUAUCAUGAUAAACUUCAUACAUUCACCAUUUAUACCAUUGAACAAUAGGUGCUUUAAAUGUUAUAACUUGUAGGUACGCGCCAAAACGCAAUUUUAUAAUUUGUACGAAAUGUAAAAUCGUAAAUCUCAUAUUUAAUCAAGAAAUAUUGUACUUCCACAAGAAUGAGUAGCUUCAUGAUCUGGGAAGCCAAAUAAGUUGAAAUCAACUUAUUUUAUGGUUUCCCCUGUUGUUUCUAAUACAUUUUUUUCCAAAAAUGAUUUAAUUUAUCUUCAUUAAAGUAAGUAAAGGGUUAAAUUCAAAAGGUAACGUAUAAAAAAAUCGAUUUUUAAAUUUAUAGGGGUAAAUCUGUGAUUUAAAGUCUUGCGUAAAGUUGAUUUUCCACUGUUUAGGAUAAUAAUCUCAUUAAUAUCUUUUAAACAAAACCGACUUUCUAGUUUCAUAAUAUAAUAUUUCAAACUUUUAAAAACAUUUCUAAGUAAUAGUACAUUAUCCUCAAUUUGCAUAAUAAAUUAUUAUUGAAAAGUACGUUAAACAAUUUAAUUAAGUAACUCGAAUAAAUAUUUCUCUUGCCAGAGAAAGUAGGUAUUUCCUAGUACACAAUGCAACUAUCAAAACAAAGUCACUCGUGACAAUAAUAUUUGCUAUUUUGUUUAUUGCUUGCUUCCAAUCAAUCAACGGCUUAUAUUGCUUGUAAAAAUUUGUUUUUUAUUUAAUUGACCUACUGGAAUUGAACUUUUCAUCGGUAGGGAUGAUGCUAUAGGUGAACAAAUUUUAAAUUUUAUUUUGAAUUUUUAUUUCUACUUAUUACUAUCAAAGUCAUACAUUAUUCAAAUAGCAACAAGUAAUACAUAUCGGACUUAGUAAUAAAUUAUUAAAGACCCAAGUCUCGCUCCUAAUUUUUUAUGACCACAUGCAAAAUGUAUUUGCAAUGUACUUCCAAUAUGGUUCGAUUAGUUUGUUAAUUUCCGGAGUUGUGAAUUUGUACGCGUAGUGACUCUUGUUUCAUUCUGGUAUUAAGUGAUUGCGAAUACUCCCACCCUAUUGGAAUCUUACACCUUGAGAACUUUAUCUUUUGCAUCAGUCUUACCUUAAUGACCCUAGCGAAAGAAUCGUGACAACAGUUAAAAGUUUCUUUAACAAUUAUCAAAUACGUAUAAUGAACCAAUCGGACGCAAAAGGCGACGACGGCAAACUUGGCGAAAAACAGGGACGAAAGAAAUCCGAUAAGAAAAAGAAAAGUAACUUUUUAAUAAACAAAUUUAAACUUGUCAAAAGAUCGUCAAUAUCGAGUAUUCAUUCGAUUGAAAGUCGUCAAGAAUACGAUUCUGGUAAAGACGGUCAAUCGUGUUCAGUCACCGAUUCAACAGCUGAAAGGUGGACGCCAGAAGGUGACGAUUUAAUAGAGAACAAAACGUCCGAUGCAAAUUUGCCCGAAACGUCGUGGAAGAGUAUCGAAAAUAUAGCUGACGACUCGCGAUCAGUGACAAGUGAACUUAAAAUCGAUGAUACUCAUCAUUUGCAUAAUGUCCCUUCUACUUCCGAAUCCAUUUCUGAGAUAAAAACAAGGGCCCAAUCUGUCGAAGCAUUCAAAGAAAUGCCUGCAUACGGAGACCUGAUUAUUGAUACGUUAAUGAUAAGUCAAGAUCGUAUUAAACCAAGAGAUCACUUAUACAAGAUAUUAGUAAUUGGCGAUUUAGGAACUGGGAAAACUUCUAUAAUUAAACGAUACGUCCACGAAUUCUUUUCACAACAUUACAGAGCCACUAUUGGAGUAGAUUUUGCACUGAAGGUGCUUAAUUGGGAUGAAAAUACUAGGAUAAGACUUCAGUUAUGGGAUAUAGCAGGACAAGAAAGAUACGGUAACAUGACAAGGGUGUAUUACAAAGAAGCAGUCGGAGCAUUUAUUGUUUUUGACGUAACAAGGGUUAAUACUUUCGAAUCUGUAGUUAAUUGGAAAACAGACUUGGACUCUAAAGUUCAAUUAUCAGACGGCUCAUCUAUUCCUUGCGUUCUUUUGGCAAAUAAGUGCGAUCAGCCUAAAGAAGGCCUAGUAAAUAACCCAGCAAAAAUGGAAGAGUAUUGUAAAGAAAAAGGCUUUUCAGCUUGGUUUGAAACUUCAGCGAAAGAAAAUAUUAAUAUCGAUGAAGCUGCUAGAGCUUUAGUUAGUCAGAUCCUUCUAAAUGACAAAAUUAUAAAUAAUAUUACAUAUAAAGACAGCGAUCAAUUUUCGUUAAAUGAACAAAAGAGAACAUCUGGAAAAGUCUGUGCCUGUUGAUUUAGAUUAAUUAAUCCGUUUUUUACUCACUAGUGUUAGGAACAAGAAGAAACAUAUUUUACUUUUAAACACUCGACUGUACAAAAAUAAUUUUAAUAUAUAAUAAACACGUACUGUUUUCAAUUUUAA
Messenger RNA from Agrilus planipennis (emerald ash borer), 2461 nucleotides. RefSeq names its product ras-related protein Rab-32 (gene Rab32). The record is from RefSeq and is a predicted model, not a curated record. Gene Ontology annotation, biological process: phagosome-lysosome fusion; endosome to lysosome transport. NCBI's taxonomy places the organism in Eukaryota, Metazoa, Arthropoda, Insecta, Coleoptera, Buprestidae. Gene Ontology annotation, cellular component: trans-Golgi network; phagocytic vesicle; lysosome. The coding region runs from base 1214 to 2332 and encodes 372 amino acids. Gene Ontology annotation, molecular function: GTP binding; GTPase activity. The transcript is spliced from 5 exons.